This is a messenger RNA of Phytophthora infestans T30-4, 387 nucleotides long. RefSeq lists its product as uncharacterized. Lineage: Eukaryota; Oomycota; Peronosporomycetes; Peronosporales; Peronosporaceae. The coding region runs from base 1 to 387 and encodes 128 amino acids. The transcript is spliced from 2 exons. The record is from RefSeq and is a predicted model, not a curated record.
AUGGCGUUGCCUAUGAUAUUAGUACUGUUGUUGGUCGUCGUGGUGGUGGACGUGGCCCCGGACGUGGAGCCAGUCGCGGCAAGUCACGAGCCGGUGGGAAGCAAGGCCGAGGUGAUCGUGGCGGGGACAGAGUCGGCGGGGACGACCACGCAGGCGCAGCUGGUGGAGAGCAGCGCAGUGGAGCAUGUGACGCUGGGUGUUAUUCAGAAGGGAAUUGACAAGUACGCUGCUGUCACGCGUCAAAGGCGUAAUCCGGACUGGCAGAUACUAAUUGCUCCCGGUGCGGAAAACGAAAUCGAGGUGGAUGACGCAUCUGAGCUUAUCGAGAACGAGGUGUUUGAAGAAUUUGACCCAGCGAGUUUUUGCCGACCAGCCUGGAGGAGGUGA